Aspergillus udagawae is the source of this 819-nucleotide messenger RNA. RefSeq names its product 14-3-3 adaptor artA-like protein. The coding region runs from base 1 to 819 and encodes 272 amino acids. The record is from RefSeq and is a predicted model, not a curated record. Gene Ontology annotation, biological process: signal transduction. Gene Ontology annotation, cellular component: cytoplasm. Lineage: Eukaryota; Fungi; Ascomycota; Eurotiomycetes; Eurotiales; Aspergillaceae. The transcript is spliced from 8 exons.
AUGACUUCUGAGCGUGAGAACAAGACUUUCCUCGCAAGGCUCUGCGAGCAGGCCGAGCGCUACGAUGAGAUGGUUACCUAUAUGAAGGAAGUCGCCAAGAUUGGAGGCGAACUUUCCGUCGAUGAGCGUAACCUCCUCUCCGUUGCCUACAAGAACGUGGUCGGUACCCGCCGUGCCUCCUGGCGUAUCAUCUCCUCCAUCGAGCAGAAGGAGGAAUCCAAGGGCUCCGAGCAGCACGUUACCAUUAUCCGUGACUACCGCCAGAAGAUUGAGACCGAGUUGGAGAAGGUCUGCCAGGAUGUCCUCGACGUUCUGGACGAGUCUCUCAUCCCCAAGGCCGAAACUGGCGAGUCCAAGGUCUUCUACUACAAGAUGAAGGGCGACUACCACCGUUACCUCGCUGAAUUUGCUUCUGGCAACAAGCGCAAGGUUGCUGCUACUGCCGCCCAUGAGGCUUAUAAGAACGCCACCGAUGUUGCCCAGACCGACCUCACCCCUACCCACCCCAUCCGUCUUGGUCUCGCUCUGAACUUCUCCGUUUUCUACUACGAGAUCCUGAACUCGCCCGACCGUGCCUGCCACCUUGCCAAGCAGGCUUUCGACGAUGCCAUUGCUGAGCUCGACUCUCUCUCUGAGGAGAGCUACCGUGACAGCACCCUGAUCAUGCAGCUGCUGCGUGAUAACCUCACUCUGUGGACCUCUUCCGACGGCAACGAGGCCGAGGGUGCCCAAGCCAAGGAGGACAAGGCCGAGGAGGAACCCACUCCCGCUCCUGAGGAAAAGGCUGAGGAGGCUAAGCCUGCUCCUGCCGAGUCCUAA